This is a messenger RNA of Hirundo rustica (Barn swallow), 2534 nucleotides long. RefSeq names its product asparagine synthetase (glutamine-hydrolyzing) (gene ASNS). NCBI's taxonomy places the organism in Eukaryota, Metazoa, Chordata, Aves, Passeriformes, Hirundinidae. The record is from RefSeq and is a predicted model, not a curated record. Gene Ontology annotation, molecular function: asparagine synthase (glutamine-hydrolyzing) activity. The transcript has 12 exons. Bases 139 to 1824 code for a protein of 561 amino acids. Gene Ontology annotation, cellular component: cytosol.
GCAGCUGGCGGAGGGCGGAGCCGCAGCCGGCGGGGCCUCCUCCUCCAUCCUCCGGCGCGGCUCGGCGGCGAGGGCAGCUCUCCGUGCGCCGGCGGCGGCAGCGGGUUCUCCACGUGCAGGUAGAACAAGAGCCUCACAAUGUGUGGUAUCUGGGCCCUGUUUGGGAGCGAUGAAUGCCUUUCUGUGCAGUGUCUGAGUGCCAUGAAGAUAGCACACAGAGGCCCUGAUGCAUUUCGCUUUGAGAACGUCAAUGGUUUCACCAACUGUUGUUUUGGUUUCCACCGCCUGGCAGUUGUUGAUCAGUUAUAUGGUAUGCAGCCUAUCCGGGUGAAGAAAUUCCCAUACCUGUGGCUGUGUUACAACGGAGAAAUCUACAAUUUCAAACAGCUGCAGAAGCAGUUUGGAUUUGACUAUCAAACAUUAGUGGAUGGCGAGGUUAUCCUUCAUCUGUACAACAGAGGAGGAAUAGAACAAACAGCAUCCAUGCUAGAUGGUGUAUUUGCUUUCAUCCUUCUGGACACUGCAAACAGAAAAGUGUUUCUGGCGAGAGAUACCUACGGAGUCAGACCACUGUUUAAGGUGCUGACUGAUGAUGGAUUUUUGGGUGUCUGUUCUGAGGCAAAAGGACUUAUCAACUUAAAGCAUUCAACAUCCUUAUGUUCCAAAGUGGAACCGUUUCUUCCGGGUCAUUAUGAAGUGUUGGACUUAAAGCCCUCUGGCAAAGUUGCAUCAGUGGAAUUAGUAAAAUUUCAUAGCUGUAAAGAUGAACCACUCCAUGUUGCAUGUGAUACAGUGGAAGCUCUGCCUUCAGGUUUUGACCUUGAAACAGUGAAAAGCAACAUCCGCAUUCUCUUUGAAAAUGCUGUUAGAAAACGUUUAAUGGCUCACAGAAGGAUUGGUUGUCUUCUGUCAGGGGGCUUAGAUUCCAGCUUGGUUGCAGCUGUUCUUCUGAAACUGAUGAAAGAAAUCAACAUCACUUAUCCAUUACAAACCUUUGCAAUUGGAAUGGAAAACAGUCCUGACUUACUUGCUGCCAGAAAGGUGGCAGCACAUAUAGGCAGUGAACAUCAUGAAGUAAUACUUAACACUGAAGAGGGGAUUCAGGCAAUAGAGGAGGUUAUCUUCUCAUUGGAAACCUAUGAUAUAACAACAAUAAGAGCUUCUAUUGGUAUGUAUCUUGUCUCCAAAUAUAUUCGGAAGAAAACAGACAGUGUGGUCAUUUUUUCAGGAGAAGGAUCAGAUGAGCUAACACAAGGAUAUAUAUAUUUCCAUAAGGCACCAUCUCCCGAGGAAGCUGCAGAAGAGAGUGAGAGGCUUCUGAAGGAGCUCUACCUGUUUGAUGUACUUCGUGCAGACAGAACUACUGCAGCACAUGGCCUUGAACUGAGAGUCCCAUUUUUGGAUCAUCGGUUUACUUCUUAUUAUUUAUCUCUGCCAGCAGAACUGCGAAUCCCAAAGAAUGGAAUUGAAAAAUACCUUUUAAGACUGUCCUUUGAAGAUUCCAAUUUACUUCCCAAAGAAAUUCUCUGGAGACCCAAAGAAGCUUUCAGUGAUGGUAUAGCAUCAGUAAAGAAAUCCUGGUUUUCCAUUCUUCAGGACUAUAUUGAUCAACAGGUUGAUGACCUUUUACUGGAGAAGGCAGCAGAGAAAUAUCCUUUCAAUCCUCCUAAAACAAAAGAAAGUUAUUACUACCGCCAGAUCUUUGAAAAGCACUACUCAGGGCGGAGCAGCUGGCUGCCCCACUACUGGAUGCCGAGAUGGGUUAAAGCUACUGAUCCUUCGGCACGCACAUUGAAACAUUACAAGUCAGCUACCCAAGAAUAGACUGUUCAAAUGAUCCCCAAAUAAGUGCUGCAAGCGUUUUGUGUGCACUCUGCUUGAAGAAAACCAAACAAAUUAUGCAAACCUAAAGCUUAAAUCGUCUUUAAGAUAUACUUUGACAAUGCUAUUGGAAAUUAAAGCUUUCUGUUAUUAGUGUAUUACUGAAAAUUUAUGCUGCUGUACCAAACUUUGUAAUUAAUGGGAAAAUACUUUCUGGACAAGGGACUCUUUUAUUGGACUGCUCUGUUCCUUAUGUAACCUUGAUUGUAUUCAUUUUCCUUGAAGUCAUUUAAUAUACUUUAAUGUGAGCUCUGUUUUGAGGACUUGAAUCAGGCUGAGGGAUGCAAAUUGCUUCUGACCCUCUGAGCAAAAGGGAAUUGGACUCUAGCUAUCUGGUGAUUUGUGUUCCUGGUUGAGGGACUUGGAUAGUAUCUAUAUUAUUCUCUUCUGAAUGUCCUUCUACACACUCCUGGAAAACCUUGAUAUAGUACUUUCAAAAAGUAUUUAGAUAUUCAUAGCUAUGCAGAGAUGCUUUCUGGAGUUUAUUGAGAUGGUGCUGGCUGUUAAUUAAAUGAAUGGCCAUCUUAUUUGUUACUGUGAAGCCACCAGUUGGCUGUUCUGUAAAUGCACCAUCAGUUGAAAGAUAUUGUGACUGUUAUCAAAGAGCAGAAUGGAUAGGAGAAGCCAAGUUAUGUUUUUGUUUCUAACUCAAA